AUGAGGCAGAUGAUGGUGGUCAUGUCCACCAUGGAGCAAUGGUCCUCUCUGAAGUCUCUGCAGCAGCAAAGCUCAGGGGAUAAGCAUCUCAAAUUUACCUUUAGUUCUCUGGGACCAAAUCAAAUCUGUGACUUGACAGUGGAUGGUCGCUCGGUCAGCCUGCUUUACGCAGAUUUAAAUCAAGACAUGACAGAGGAGGGCAUCAGCCAGGCUUUAGAUGGCUGCUUUAAGUCUUGCACAGAUGGAGUCAGCACAUUUCUGCUGCUGAUCCAAGGCGGACAUUACACAAAGAGGGAGAGGAGAAUGUUGGAGACCCUGCAGGCCCACUUUGGAGCCGAGGCUUUAAAGUACCUGGUGGUUAUCUCUCUGGAAGGCGGAAAGGUUGCUGACACACUGGACGACGCCCUCCUGGAGCUGCUGAACAUGUGCAAUGGAAGAUACUGCAGAAUCACAUCAUCUGCAGCUAGAGACGAGCUGGGAGCGCUACUCAAGGUGCUGGACCGCAUGCUGGCUGAGAACGGCAUGACCGGCUACACGGAGGCCAUGCUGAUCGAAGCUAGGAAGAGGAGCACGGAAGACUCGGCCAUGCAGAUCCUGAAACGGAAAGUGCAAGAGGUCAAGGAGCAGGAGAGGGCGUUCAAGCAACAGAUGCAACAGCAAGAGGAGAGAAGAGCCAAAGAGAUGGAGGAGCUGAAGGCCAGACAUGCUGAGGAGAGGAAGAAGGAGGCGGCUGAAAAAAAGCAAUGCGAGACAAAGAAGGAGAGCCUGGAGGAGGCUGUGAUGAGCCACGGGGCCAUGCUGCAGCUCCAGAUGAGUGCCAGUGAUGAUGAUGACACAGAGGCGGUAUCAGUCAUCCUGCUGGGUUUGUCUGGCAGCGGGAAGUCCUCUGCUCUGAAUCUAAUUCUAGAGAGGGCGGGUAAUCAAUACUCAAUCAAUGAGUCCAGUCAGGAACCCCCUCAGCCCACCUUGUUUUGUGAGAGAAAGGAGGCGUUCGCGGCGGGGAGGCGACUCAUCCUGGUGGACACCCCCGAGCUGUGGGACGAGGACGGGCUGGAACACCUGGACCUGCUCAAGGACUGCUUGGCUCUGUCCUUACCUGGACCCCACGUCUUCCUGCUGGUGCUCCAGUUGGGGCGCUUCACCCAGGGCGAGUGCGAGAUGCUGGGGCACCUGCAGAGGAUCUUCGGACGGGACUUUGCAGAGCACGCCGUAGUCCUCUUCGUUCGCUUUGACUGCGACCAGCGGAGGCCUCAGGGGAUCAACGACUACGUGGCCGGCGCCCACGCAACCCUCCAGGAUCUCAUCCGGAAGUGUGGGAGCCGGUUUUAUGAGCUGAACGUUACAAAGUCCCAGAAUGCUCUGAGCUACCCUCAGGUGAAAGACCUGUUCUUAGGGAUCAACAAGCUGGUGGCGUCACACGGAGGACGCUCCUACGUAACGAGGAGGUUUUCUGUGCAGGAGCUGCAGGGGAGGAAGAAGGGGAUUGGGGAGAGGAAGGAGGGGGCUUUGGAAGGGAACUACUUAUUAAGAGAUGCUUGA
Anoplopoma fimbria (sablefish) is the source of this 1539-nucleotide messenger RNA. Its product is annotated as GTPase IMAP family member 8-like. Gene Ontology annotation, molecular function: GTP binding. The transcript is spliced from 2 exons. Bases 1 to 1539 code for a protein of 512 amino acids. The record is from RefSeq and is a predicted model, not a curated record. Lineage: Eukaryota; Metazoa; Chordata; Actinopteri; Perciformes; Anoplopomatidae.